This is a messenger RNA of Hyla sarda, 4961 nucleotides long. RefSeq names its product nucleolar protein 4 like (gene NOL4L). The transcript is spliced from 7 exons. The coding region runs from base 485 to 1687 and encodes 400 amino acids. The record is from RefSeq and is a predicted model, not a curated record. NCBI's taxonomy places the organism in Eukaryota, Metazoa, Chordata, Amphibia, Anura, Hylidae.
UACACUUUCCCACUAAACAAUUUCCUUGUGACUGUUUCUGGGAAAACCAAUUAAUAAUUAGACUGGCCACCACAGCAGCAGAGGGACGAUCACCCAGCUGUUUCAGAGUCCUGUAAGGCAUUUCUCCUCAAUCUACUUUUGAGUCUGGUUUGGGCCAAGUAACAAUCAUUCAAAUGGCAGCCAUAUUGGUUGUUACCCAUUUUUCUCAGACUUUGAUCAUAAGUGAGCACCUUUAGGUAUUCGGCACAACCCUAAGACAUACACUUAGUUAGAUCUGCUACCAGGAACUGGAUGACUGCAUUAGAGCCUCCCAGAAUACUCACUUGUGUCUUUCCUACUGAUACCUUGUAGGAAUUAUAGGGUGGGUCCCCUUUAAUUGAUGGGAUGGUCGCUCUCUGUACUAACUGUAAUCAUUGUCAUGAGGCCAUGUGUCAUGUGGUGACAGUUGGGGACACAGUAGAGGACCAUAUGAGUUGGAGACAGGAUGUUUAUGGACGACUCCUCCUCUGAGAGCUGUAAUGGGAACCUCUUUCCUGUGCUUAAUCCAUCCACGGCACCUGCAAGCACCACCCUAAGCCGCUCCCUGCCGGACAUGAACGGGAACAGCACCGGCUCCGCCCAGGAACUCACCGCCCCGUCCGAUGAGCAGCCCAUGAACCUCAGCGACAAGAUCCGCCCCACGCUGGGAGUCCCACAAUACCCUGCUGAUGCUUGCACCACACAGGUUAUACGUAACCAUGGAAAAUACACCCUCAAGGCCACGUCUGAGUCUCCUCCAUAUAGCUCAGGAAGUUAUGACUCCAUUAAGACAGAAGUGACAGAAGUCAGCGGCGGGGCUGAGGACUUGUCAGUGAGUCGGACUGCAGCGGUGGACGAUGACGACGAAGAUGACCAUGAGGACAACGAUCGCAUUACAGACACAGAAGGGCUGGACCCUGAACGUCUGAAAGCUUUUAAUAUGUUUGUCCGCCUUUUUGUGGAUGAAAACCUCGAUCGUAUGGUUCCCAUCUCCAAACAGCCCAAGGAGAAAAUACAGGCCAUAAUAGAGUCCUGCAGCCGCCAGUUCCCAGAAUUCCAAGAACGCGCAAGGAAGCGCAUCCGUACCUACCUGAAAUCCUGCCGACGCAUGAAGAAGAACGGCAUGGAGAUGGUGAGAACCGCAUCGGAUACUGGCAGGGUCUAUGCUAGGCCAACUCCUCCUCACCUGACCUCAGCUAUGGCGGAAAAUAUCCUGGCCGCUGCCUGCGAGAGUGAGUCCCGGAAUGCGGCCAAAAGGAUGAGACUGGAGAUCUACCAGACAGCUCAGGAAGAGAACACCCCACUAGAUAAGCCCUCUGGACUCACCCAGUCCUCGUACUCACUGCCAACAGGCACCUACAACCAGGAUCCUGUCUCCAUGAAUGGCAGCCUCCACUACGCCUACCGUGGGUAUGGCUCCAUCGGAAGCACCGUGCCGGCACCGACCUCAUUGCAAACUGGAAACCACAGUAAUGGUCCCACUGACCUCAGCAUGAAAGGUUUGGCUUCAAGUAGCACCAACGCCACCAACCGGGCAAUGCCAUGUGCCCAACUCAGUCCUACCGAGAUUGGGGCUGUGCGGCAGCUGAUCGCUGGUUACCGGGAGUCGGCCGCGUUCCUGUUGCGAUCUGCGGAUGAACUGGAAAACUUGAUAUUGCAGCAGAAUUGAGGGGUGCCCGGGGCUGACCUGCGCCUCAACCUCGUACUCUCCAGACUGAGACAUGACGUCUCUGCCUCACAGACGGUCACAGACACUGAACCUGUUCCCGGAGCAGGAGCCAUAUACUUUGUUUUGCUGGGAAAUCGCGGGGAAGGGAAGUCGUCUCUGCACUACGAGAUUUCCUUUAUGUUGCACCCCCUGUCCAUCCAGCAUGGGGGGUGCCACAAUCAUCUAUUUAUUGAGAACAGAAUUUCUUCUUUUUUUUCGUAAUUUAUUUUUCUGAAGAUAUUUUUGUUUAGUUUUUUGUUCAUAUGGACUAGUUGUUAAUUCACUAUUGAUGAGCCAUGUAGCUGGCUCAACCAGUCCCGAGCCACCUCACUUCCCUCAGAACAUGUGACCUCAUUGAGGUGGGGGUAGCACAUACCUAGUGUCUGAGUGAUGUCACUAUAGGGAAGCGAUGGGCUAUCUUGGCCUGAACACUGGCAUAACCAACUGGCUGCUUCUUAUCUGUGCAGGUGAAGGCUCUGCUUUAAUGGACUUUAGCACUGAACGGUCACUCCGUCUCCUGUUUGGGGCUCUACCAUUCCACCAUACCUCAGAAGAAACGCUCCAGCUGGGGACACGCUAUUGUGACCUAUUGGACCAUACCAUUCUGCGCACAGGUAGCAUCCUAUAAGACAAAGCCAUACAUACACUGGACCAUUCCAAACACAGCCCAUCCCACGAAGCGCAUGUUCACUGCCCAGCACCCGCAUGUACCCAGUGAGGACAUAGACAAUCCCAUGCAGGUUCAUAAUAAUCAUCUUCACCCCUGUAGGGUCACCACACUCCCACAUUGUAACAUUAAACUAGUUUGUUGUGUUUCACUGGAAUUAUGGUAUCCCUUUGGACCAUACCAUUCCGCAUUUAACUGGUUUUUCUAUAGACCCUAAUAUUCUCCACUCGCAAAGUAUGCCUUUGGCUUAUACUACAACAUACCUAAUUUCCUUUCAGAACAUACCAUUCAGCACCCCAAAUCAUUUCCCUAAGCAUCAUACCAUUUUGCACUCCCACUAUUUUCUCACUGGACCAUAACUCCGCACUCACAUGGUUUUGUUGUGAACCUGAUCUUUCUGCACUAAAUAAUUUUAGUUUGGACUAUAACAUUUUGCACUAAGUUAUUUUGGACCACGCUUUUAUUGCAGACCACUUCUUUACGUUUAUGCCACUGGAUCAUACCAUUCCAGACACCUAUCAACGCACCAAGGCCAUGCGAAAAGCAUGUUUACUGCACUGCCUAGCAACCACAUGCAUCCAGUGAGGACAUAGACAAUCCAUAGGUCACUGCACUGUAACACUAUGAAAUAACCCUGUACCUCUGGUUUGGUUAUGUUUUACUAAAAACCUUUAGAGCAUAACAUACCAUAAUGCUCUUCACUCACAUGGUUUUGCCUUUGGACUGUACCACUCUGCACUUACUUUUCUCACUGGACCCAUUCUGCACACAGUAGGUUACUCUGGAUCAUACCAUUAUACCCUUGCAUGGUUUUAUGUUGGACCAAACCAUUCUGCAUUUUUCUAUUUCCUUAGGUCUAUACCUUUCUGCACUUUUUUUUUCACUGGAUCAUACCACUCUAAAUACACAGCAUUGCACUAAGCCCAUCUCAUGGAGUGUAUGUUGAUAACCCAGCACUAUACAUCCGGUUAAAACAUAAACAAUUCCAGGCAGGAUUAUAAUGAUCAGGUGCACCUUAUUAGGCCACAACACCCCCACAUGUUGGACCAUACCAUUCUGCACAGAGCAGUUUCACACUGGCUGAUAACAUUCCACACUGUUUGUCCCUUGGACCAUACCAUUCUUAACUGAAUAGUUUUACACUGUUCCACCCCCGGGGAAGCCAAACCAUUCCUACACUACUUCUGGCUUCCUGCUGCUAUGAACCCCCCCUCCCCCUCCUUUAUUUCAGGUAACUCUGGUCUCCUCCACACGGAGCCCACCUUGUGAUUCUUAACCAUCUGACCUCUCCCGCUUUGCUAUGGGUUUCCAAAAUCUUUCACAGAACGUAGCAAAUUCGGUGUCUAUUUUAUCCACAAAACUCAGGCAGAAAACCGGCUCAACACUCAAUCUGAACUUCCGAUUCCUUCUGACCUCAAGCCCCCGACCGCCUCCCUCCCCUCCAAUAUCCUUCCAGGUCCGUGUCAUUUCAGCUCCUCUCACAUUUUAGUUUUUUUCUGUAUCCGUGUUUUUAAUAGUUCUGGCCAUCAUUAACCCCCGUUCCCGUCUGGCAUGAACUUAAAUGUCAUGGGGCUGUCCGUAGCAAAGGAGGGCCCCCCCCCCUGAGGUCGCUGUGGGUUUGACACUUUCCAGAAACAUCUGCCUGGCACCAAGCUUUUUUCUGCUGACCUUAUAUCCCAAAGCCACUGUCUCUUUAAGAGACGUCUUUUUUUUUCCCUCUUAUUUUUUUUAAAAUUGUUUUCCUUAUUUCAGAACAAGGAUUUGUGUCUUUUUUUAUGUGGUGCUUUUAGAUUGGUGAUGUCCUCCCGCAGCCAACGUGUUUGUGUGUAUUUGACUUAAUUUAAUAUGAUUUCUGGACUACGUGAGUGUCCUGUUUACAUGUACAGAUGACCCAUUGUAGACGAGCAGUACCACCUACGGGGGGCGCUCUUCUGCUUACUAAAGCCACUCCCUCUUGCGCAUGCAGUAAGGCAGUUUUCCCCAAUCUGCAGCUGUCCAACUUUUGCAAACUUACUGCUUCCAUAAUGCCCUGACAUCAGUCCGCAUGAUAGGAGUUGUAGUUUAGCGUCAGCUACAGGCUGGGAUAUGCUGCAGUAAUGUUUAUUACCAAUUGCUCCAUUCCCUAGAACUCAGGUAAAGACAUGCACAGCUUAUUUAUUUGCGCCACGACACCCUGCACGUCUGUCAUCCCCCUUGCACCUCCAUCUUUCCUUUUGCACUCCUAAAGCUUCCGCUUCCGCUGUCCACCUCCUCUUUUAAGCAGAUAAGAAAUUUCAAUAAACCUUAUGAUAUAUAAUAUAUAAGACAAGGCUAUUUAUUGUUACUGACGGUUCGCGUGGUUUUAAUGAUUUGUAGGAUGUUUUUAUUUGUCAUACAAUGUGAUGUAUUCCCACCGUCCGGGACAGAGACCACCGUGCGGUCUAUGAUAUAUCCACCCAUCCCCCACCCUUAUUAUUAUUAUCCAGGCUAAGUGCACUGACUCGCCACCAAGUGGAAACCUUUCUUUUUACUCAAUGUAUAAGGCUGACUAAUUACAAACACUGCAUAAUAAAGUAUCCCAACUUUCAG